AUGAAUGUCCCUGCAUCAGGUGUAGCAGCUGCUAUCAUGUUCACUCCAACAAACAUCAUCACAGUGUCUGAGAAUCAGCUGCAUGUUGCCUUUGAUGGUGACGCUGUCCUCUUCUCUAAUGAGUCAGAGCUCGUGUUCAAGAGUGGUGGACUACAAGGAUACUUGGAGAAUGAGAAGCAAAAUGUUGAAAAUACAAUGAACGAGGGACCAUUCAAAGGAUUCUUAGACGUUUUAAUAAAACUGCAGAAAAAGUUGCAUAAUAAAGGCCUGUACAAGAAGUGUCCCAUUCGUACCUACCUGGUGACAUCUCGAGGGGCAGGCUGUGACGGCUACAGAGCUUUAAACACUCUGCACCGGUGGGGUCUGGAGCUUGAUGAAGCUGUGUUUGUGGGAGGGGCUGACAAAGGUCCUAGCCUGCAGAGGAUCAAACCUCACAUCUUCUUUGAUGACCAGCAGAGACAUGUUGAUGCUGCACUGGAGGUCGGCACAGUGGCAUGUCUGGUGCUCUCACCAAACUAAUAAUAAAUAGCAAUCUGUUGAUUGGAUUUUAUA
Molecule: messenger RNA, 552 nt
Organism: Oreochromis aureus
Lineage: Eukaryota; Metazoa; Chordata; Actinopteri; Cichliformes; Cichlidae
Product: cytosolic 5'-nucleotidase 1A-like
Exons: 2
Coding region: 1-519 (172 amino acids)
Biological process (GO): nucleotide metabolic process; adenosine metabolic process
Cellular component (GO): cytosol; cytoplasm
Molecular function (GO): nucleotide binding; magnesium ion binding; 5'-nucleotidase activity
Source: RefSeq, a predicted model, not a curated record